GUUUCUAAGCGCGCAGACCGCUGGGAAAGCGCGAUGUUCAAAUUUGUUUCCGGUUUUGUGCUGCUCCGGCCGACACGCCAAACAUGGAGCGACAUUGUACCAGUGUCACGAGGACUCCCCUCAAUAGCGUUCGAGUUCAGAGGAGGAGCAAAAGCAAGAGCUACAGGCAGUCAAUCCGCAGCUGCUUAGGUGCGGCGUCACGGCUCGUUUUGACUCCAGCUUUGACAGCGCGGAGACUCAACACCAGCAGAAAGGCUCCGAAGUCACAUAAUAUCACUGAGAAGGUGAACCCGGAGCAGCUGAACUUACUGAUGAAGAAAGAGUGGCAGCUGUCCUACGUCACCCCGCUCUAUCAGUUCAGACACACGCAGCUCAAGAGCUACUCCCGGCAGCUCUCGGCGUUUAUCGCCGCGGAGAAGCAGCAAGGUCUGGCGGUGGAGGUGGAGGGAACACAUGGAGGUUUCAGAGUCUCCUUCAGUGUGGUGCAGGGGAUGUCAGAGGCGGACGAUGACGCUGAGACUGUGCUCGUACAGAUCUACUCGAAGCCUCCGUUCGCCGUAAAGGACGAGCCCCCGAGGGCCGUAUGGAGCGGCUGGCUGACCUGCAUCAACGGCAGCCCCGACUACCUGCGCUCGCUUCCUAAAGACUUCACAUGCAUGCCGCUCUUCUGCAGCAGCGGGGCCGACGGCCUCACCUCUUUGGUUAAAUCUUGGUUCCAGCUGACCUUCGACUGCUGUUUCGGCCCAUUGGAAAUCAGCCACACGAGCCUCCAGUGGCUGGUAGCUUUGUGGACUAACUGCCACACAGAGUCCGCCAUCAAGCACCUGAAAAUGAUGUGGACUGUCCCCACCGCUUUUCCGCUGAAGGUCAUGUACACGGUAAACGGGCCGGACGCCUGGCAGCUGUGGCGCAGCGUGAGGAAGGAGCGACACGACGAGAGCAACAAAGAAGAGGAAGAAGAAGAGGAGGACAGUAUCGAUAUAGAGGAGGUGAUGAGGUUCAUGCAGGACCUGAAGAGCCACUUUUACAGACACUUCAGGAUGGAUCUGUCGGCGGGGAGCCUGGAUCAGGUCUCCACCGCUCUGGGAUCGGCGAAAUCCAGCGGCAGGAUCAAGAUCUCCGACAGCAAGUACAUGAUCACCACGCUGACGCUGCUGACGGAGUGCGCCCUCCUUAAAAUGCCCAUUUAAAGGCACGGAAAGACAAUUUUUAGGCAGAUUAAUUUUUUUUUCAACGUUUCUUUUUUCAUGACAUGGCUUGGAAGUUAUAUUUCCUUUGAUCAAGUGUAGUAGAGUCACAUCUUCCAGCAUUUCUACUUUAGUAAUCCUGCAACCAUGAUGCUCAUUAUUCUGCCGCACAUGCUCAGGAUUCCCCCUCUUUGUAAAUAUUCUUCUCCAGCUGUUCUAUUCUAUUUUAUUCUCAUUUAUAGUUGUAAAUAAAAGCACAAUUUCACAAAGAA
Molecule: messenger RNA, 1459 nt
Organism: Labrus mixtus (cuckoo wrasse)
Lineage: Eukaryota; Metazoa; Chordata; Actinopteri; Labriformes; Labridae
Gene: cenpl
Product: centromere protein L
Exons: 5
Coding region: 84-1190 (368 amino acids)
Source: RefSeq, a predicted model, not a curated record